UCCUCAGAUGACGCAUUUUCCGCCAAGAUGGUUGUCGGUGCCUUUCCAAUUGCAAAGCUGCUCUAUCUGGGCGUAAGGCAAUUGAGCAAACCAGUGGCUAACAGGAUAAAAGCAGGCGCGCGGCGAAGUGAAUUCUUUAAGAAUUACAUCUGCCUUCCUCCGGCUCAAGCAUAUCACUGGAUCGAGAUGAGAACAAAGAUGAGAAUUAUGGGUUUCCGUGGCUCCACCAUCAAUCCUCUGAAUGAAGAGGCAGCUGCGGAGCUCGGAGCAGAGCUGCUCGGUGAAGCUAUCAUUUUCAUCAUCGGCGGAGGUUGCAUGGUGCUUGAGUACAGCCGUCAGGCCGCCAACUCCAGGCGCAAGGAAGAGGAGCUCGCACAAACCAUUAACAGUCUUCAGACACAACUAGGAGAGCUUGCACUAGCCACGGAGACACUGGAUGCCCAGAUCAGAGAGGUUAAUAGACUUCUGUUGUCCCUCCCAGCGGCUCCAACUACCAAGUAACAAUAUGCAUCACUAAAAUACGACUUUUCUAAGAAGGGCAAAGAGACUGAUUUAUGAGAACAUAUCAGUAGUGGUGCAGCACUGCCAUAUAUACACACAAAGUCUACGUUCAGCCAUCCCACACACACAAGGAAACCCCAGGUUAUAUAAACGAGGAAGGAACAGAGAGUUUGUAUGUGAUUGGGUGACUGGCCACCAGUAUAACACUUCCUAUUGAUUAUUUGUUUGGUUGGAUGAUGCUGUUUUCAAUUGAAAGUUCUAGUUAUUUGAUGACUCUGUUAAACCAUUGCCAACGCUUUACCGCUUACUAUUCUGCUCAUCAGUUUGGAUGUUAUUUCAUAACAUUUUCUUCAUAUAAUAUGCUGAUGGAGUUGGGCAUUCAUCAUUUAUUAAUGAUUUGAAAAUGCACUUGAAUUUUCGAUACUUGAAUGACAAAUUCCAUAUUAUAUAGUAAAUAUGGAUGUGUUCCUCGAUAUAGGAAACAGAGAGCCGUCUCUGUGUGUCCUGCAAGAAAAUCCCCAUUACAUUAAAAGACUGCUGUGUUUAAUAUGGUAUGUGUAUAUGGGUGUAUAUUUAUGAUUG
This is a messenger RNA of Sinocyclocheilus grahami, 1083 nucleotides long. It is a transcript of the gene opa3, whose product is annotated as outer mitochondrial membrane lipid metabolism regulator OPA3. Gene Ontology annotation, biological process: regulation of lipid metabolic process. Gene Ontology annotation, cellular component: mitochondrion. Lineage: Eukaryota; Metazoa; Chordata; Actinopteri; Cypriniformes; Cyprinidae. The record is from RefSeq and is a predicted model, not a curated record. The transcript has 2 exons. Bases 28 to 501 code for a protein of 157 amino acids.